This is a messenger RNA of Aphanomyces invadans, 1953 nucleotides long. RefSeq lists its product as hypothetical. Lineage: Eukaryota; Oomycota; Saprolegniomycetes; Saprolegniales; Verrucalvaceae. The coding region runs from base 26 to 1369 and encodes 447 amino acids. The record is from RefSeq and is a predicted model, not a curated record. The transcript has a single exon. Gene Ontology annotation, cellular component: nucleus; nucleolus.
CUUCAAACUGCAUUCCACGUCCAAGAUGGGCCGAGCGCUUAAGGGACUGGCGAAGGCCAAGCGUGUGUUCACGGUAGACGACGACGAGUAUGAAGAUGGCACGACCGCCAAUGUGCACCAUUCGGACGAUGGGGGAUCGGCGUCCGACGACGACGACGACGAUCAUUCGUACGAGAUCCGACGCCCUUCGACCUUGCGAAUCCAAGCAAGCCGCUUUGACGAUACCGACCCAACUUAUGAAGGUAAGGUUGUCAAGCGCGCUGAUCUUCGUGGAGAUGGAAGCAACAACGAGGACGAAGACGACGACGAUGACAUGGAGCGAAACAUGGAGGAAGAAUGGUCGGAAGGGGAACCAUUUGCUGCGUCUGACCAUGACGACGCCGGUGAUUCGGACGAUGCGUCGCUCGAUGAAGAAGUUGAACUCGACGACGACGGUGAAGAUGAUGAACAAGAAGGAGACAGUGGUCGCCGCCGCGUUCCUCGCGGUCCACUUGGCGACAACGACGAUGUCGAUGACGUUAUUCGAAAUCUCGAAGACGAAGACGACGCUGCCGUCCUGAUGCGUAGUGCAGACGCUGGCCAGCAUGAUCGCGCCAAACACGUGUAUCACCAAAAGCUCAUUUACGAACGGUGCUUGGAGCUGCAGAUUUCCAUCAAGCAGAUUCUCACUGCGUUGCACAGCGUCGCCGCCGACAUGUCUGCAGAGAAAAAAGCUCAGUUGACGUCUUCGAUUCGCACGUCCAUGUCGUCUCUCAGUGCCAUGCAGCAACAACUCUACACGCUUCCAGACAUGUCGGCCGCCCUUAGCUCCAAGAAGCGCUCGUUCGACGACAUUGCAGACACUUGGGACGCCAUCGAAGGUGAAUCCAAGGCCGCUCUCGGGGUGUACGAGCCCAUCUUGAACAAGCAGACUGUACAGGCCGACACCCAAGGCAAAAAGUUCAAGGCUGUCAACCAAGAUAUCCUCGUGCAAGUCGACGCCAUGCUGGCCGACACGCAGCGCAUUCGACGCAAGGCGCACCCCGUAGUCGAGGCGGACGACGACGCCACCGACCACGAUGACGUUCUGGACGAAGCCACGUACGACGAUAAAGACUUUUACCACCACCUGCUCAAAGAAUUUAUCGAGUCGGGUACGACCGUCGACGACGCCGCCGCAACCGCUGCCGCGCAGCUCAAGCUCAAGCGAAAAGUCAACAAAAAGGUCAAUCGCAAAGCCAGCAAAGGCCGCGUCAUCAAGUACACAGUCCUGCCCAAACUUCAGCACUUCAUGUUUCCCGACCCGACCGCGUACCGCCGCACGGAUAUCAACGUAGACGAACUCUUCCGCUCCUUAUUUACAUCGUCUGCAGCAACCAACGACCCUUAAUGGAAAAAAAGUACCUUGCGACUCCUCGCUGAAAAUUCACCAAGUUUUGGAACUAAGCCGACAGCAACGGUCCAUGUUGUUGGGCACACCUACGCCGCAUGCUUGCCGUGCACGUGAGUCAAGAUGCGCCGACUGGCCGCCAUGGCAUGGCAGAGCACCGGUUUUGGCAUGAGUACGCUAUCGUGACGUGCUUUCCCAAUCAACGACUGGGCAUACCCGUUUGACUGGAACCAAAACGACAACGAUGCGCCCCAUCGUUCUUGAGUGAGACUUGUCUUGGACAGUCGAGUAGUGCCAUAGCGCGGGCGAAUGUUUCACAUGCUGAGACUCGAUCGGUGCUCCAUGUCCUUGGUGUUGCUAUGAAUGCCGCCUGCGAGGACCACGAGUCGUUUCAUCGGAGUGGACAGGGUCCAAAGUCGAGGUAGACGGAGUCCCAGCCAACGCGGCCGGGCGACAUUGCAUCCAGAGGACGCAUUCCCCUACGACGGCGUGUGCUUGAGCAUUGAGACGACGCCGUGAAGUUGUCCGUUCCCUUGUGGCAUCACGGCCACCCUGGGCAGAGAUGUCAACGAAACAAAGAUGCG